AUGACAAUUGAGAAUCUUGAGAUCACAGAAAAGCCAAAUUGGCUUGAACUUCCUAGAGACAUAGCUAUCAACAUACUGCAGAGACUUAGUACACUUGAAAUAGUAACAAGUGCAAUUGUAGUGUGCCCUCUCUGGUGGAACAUUUGCAAGGACCCUCUCAUAUGGCGUACCAUUGACAUGAUUACCGGUAUCACCACCCACAUCAGAUUAGAAAAGAUUUGUUGUUAUGCUGUUGAUAGAAGUUGUGGUCAUCUCAAAGAUAUUUAUAUUAAGAAAUUUGGUACAAAUGAUCUCCUUAUUCAUAUAGCUAAAAGUGCCAGUCACCUAAGAUCCAUAAGGCUUGAAAAAUGCUACAACAUUUCAACUGUAGCAUUCAAUGAAGUUGUGAAGAAUCUGCAAUUCUUAGAAGAGCUUGACAUUUGUCAUUGUCUUAACCAAAUACCAGAUUUUUAUGAAUUUAUCGGCCAAAGUUGUCCACUAUUGAAAUCACUAAAAUUUAGCCCUACCACUUAUGUGGUAGAAGAUAAGUACGACGAUGUUGCAUUUGCUAUUGCAAAAACUAUGCCUAUGCUACGGCACCUUACAAUUUUGAAUAAUGGACUCACUAACAAUGGAUUGCUAGCUAUUUUAGAUGGAUGUCCCCUUCUUGAAUCUCUUGAUAUUCGAGGAUGUGUUCAUCUCGAUUUGGAUGGAAGUUUGAAAGAAAGAUGUAAGCAGAUUAAAGAAUUAAGAUUUCCAUCCGAUUCUAUUGAUCAUAAGUUUAACUAUGAUGAUCUAGGACUCCACCUUGAGAUGACAAUGCAUGAAUUAGGUCAGUAUAUUUGA
Molecule: messenger RNA, 825 nt
Organism: Vicia villosa (hairy vetch)
Lineage: Eukaryota; Viridiplantae; Streptophyta; Magnoliopsida; Fabales; Fabaceae
Product: putative F-box/LRR-repeat protein 23
Exons: 3
Coding region: 1-825 (274 amino acids)
Molecular function (GO): protein binding
Source: RefSeq, a predicted model, not a curated record